UGACGCAGCUGGGACCGCGAUGGGUUGGAGAUCUAUGGGUCGCUUAUAUCCUGGCUGGGAAAGGGGAGCAAAAGGCCAUGGAGGAGCCUGAGGAGAGGACACACACGGGCUCAGUGUGCACAGAACCCUCUUUUUUUGGAGAAAAUCGGGCAAAGAGCAGGGGCGCAACAUCCCCCAUAUGACCGCGUCCCCUGGGGUCCCUGGAGAGCGGAACCAGAUGGGACCGGGGCUGGGCAGAGAAGUGCAGGGAAGGCCGUUGCUGAAAACCACGCAAGGACCGGAGCGAACUGGAGCGAUGGAGAGUGGGGAUGUGCUGUGGGUUUGGGCCGUAGGGGUGCUGCCACCUCCGGCCCUGCCCUGUGAUGUGUCCCCGUAUCCAUGGCAGCCCCUCUGUGAGGUCACAGCGGCUGGGUGCCUCAUAGCUGCUGCGGUGAGGGCAGGUGGCCCAUUGCCUCUCGGCGGCCACAGGAGGAGGACCUGGAGAGAGAUUCUGGGGUGAUCCUGCUGUGAUGGAGAGGCUGAGAAGAUUUUUUGCUUCCUUUGCUUGUGUAGGGGUCAGGACUGGACCUACACGUCAUGAGGACGGUGGCAGAGAGACGGCGUCUGAGACUGUUGCCAUCUCUGCCAGCGUCGUGAAUUCCUUGUUAAAGAAGCUGCAAGACAGAGAGGGUGACCGAGCGGAGACUUACCGCCGCCUCGAGCAUGUCUUGCAAGGAGAUCACACCCGUCUGCAGAGCGGCGUUGUGAACCGAGUGCUCGCAGAGGUGUCUGGAGACAUGAAGGCAGCCCAGGGUGCAAUGAACGAUGUGACAGCAGCUGCUGGUGACGUCCUGGUGGCUCUGGCUCGUUCCCACUUCGAAUUUGUGAUGUCCGAGCUCCAGGGCCACCUGAAGAUCAUGAGGGGAGGAGCAUGCCAGGAGUUCGUGCUCACCACCUUGAGCAAACUGGCCAGCAACUAUGCCCUGCGGUGCAUCCCCUUUGUCGAAAUGACGCUCCCUGCUCUGCACGCCAUGCUGAGCCAAGUGGGGAGCAGCCGGAUCCUGCGCGCCAUCUGCAGUGUGCUGGAGCAGUGGUCGAGGGCGAUCAACGCCUACUUCAACGCCUGGGAGCAGUGCCCCUUCCCUCGCGUCGGGGAGGAGCAGCUCUGCGAGCAGGUGUACUCCCUGUUCUGCCACGCUGUGGGAAACUGGCUGGGCCGUAAGGAGGAGGAGGACAAGCAGGCCGUCUUUGGAGCAGUGGCUGCUAUGAUGGCUGUCGUCCUCCAUGAUGCGCAGCACCAGGACGACGUGUGGAAGCAGGUCUUCUGGCUCCUGCAGCAGUACCAGGAGGUCCAAGAUGCCUCCCGGGUGACAGAGAGCCUCCAUUAUUUCCUGAAGACCUUGGAGGAACUUCACGCUGUCGCCCCCCAGGACAAGCUCCGUGCCAUCGCUGCUGCUGUGCACCACCAGCUUGUGGACGAGACCAGGCAGCACAGUGCAGGCCAUAAAGAAGAGCUGAGGCAGUGCAUUGUGCUUCAAGCUCGACUCUACCCGGAGGAGACGGUCAUGUUUCUGCUGUACCAGCUGAGCAGUGAGAACCAGGGCUCCCGCGGGACAGCGCUGACUCUGCUGGGAGCUGUGGCCCGCUGUGACGAACCUGCAGUGAGAGAGAAGCUGCCCCUAAUCGUAGAGGCCGUGCAGCCCUUGUUCACUGAGUCCGGCACCCAGUUGAGGAGAGCGCUCCUGGGUUUCAUCAAGGAUCUGCUCAGCGUCAGCAUCCCGAGCUGCUUGGCAUGGGAUGUGGUGGCGCACAUCUUUGUCGAGUUCAGGCGGGCCUCGGACAGACUGGCACUGGAAGACGUCCAAGAAGAAAGAGACCUUCAGGCCCAGUGCAUAGAUAUCCUGGAGUCUCUGGAUCUCUCCGUGGGAGGGAUGACCGAACUCUUGUGGCCACGGCUCCUGCAGUACGUGGUGCCGGCCCAGUACUGCGGCAUGCUGGUCCCGCUGUCCCGUUGUCUCCAAGCCCUGAUCGAGAGACAGAAGCGAGCAGAAGGGCAAGAGGACACCGAGAAGCCUGCUGACGUCCAGGAGCAAGCCAAGAAGCCCACGCCACAGGCACUACUGGUUCGGCUGCUGGUGGUGGCGGCGGCUUGUGAUCGGUGCACAGAACGUGCGGUUGCUGCCCUACAGCUGCUGCAGGCCCUGCAGAGCAGGAUCCACGGAUCCCUGAGGGGACUGUGGCCCAUCCGCAUCUCCUGCAUGCUGCAGUACCUUGAAGAAAAAACAGAGGGCUCCCUGGACUCUGAAGAGUGGCAGUGCUAUCUGCUCAAGUUCCUGACGGAGUCGGUGGAGGAGAUGCUGCUGGACCAGCCAUGGGUAGUGUGCCUGAGCCGGGAGCUGAGCCAGCAGCUGAGCAACUCCUCCAGCAGCGCCGAGGACAAGAAGUUCCUGUACCGGGCUCUCGGCACGGUGCUGGCCUCUUGUCGGCAGCUCACCCACGUCCAAGGGCAGCUGCUGAAAUACUUAAAAGAAACGGAUGCCACCAGCCCAUGUGACAGACAGGGAAUAGCUUCAGUGGUCUCCUACGCUGCUGAGCGCCACUUCUACCUGGCCCUGGAUGCAGUGUGCAUGUUCACCAAGGGGCUCAUCGCAUUCGACAGACGUCGAAAGGCGCAGAAGAGAGACCGGAGAGCUCAGGCCACUUGGACUGCAGUCAUGCUUACCUAUGGCAAGGUUGCACUGCGUGCGCCCCAGUCAGAACUGCUGGACUGCGUGGAGGAAGGCAUCCUGGCCAACAUCCUGGAGCUCUUCCAUGCCUGCAGAAAGGAACUGCAGCACAAGCUCGCCCUGCUGAACAGCAUCAGGGACGUCACCUGUGCCAUCCAGGCUGUGGACACCAAGCGCAGCUUCGGGCUCUGCAAGAAGCCGGAGGUGCUGGAGGUCCUGCUGGACUUGAUGGAGGAGGAUGCCUGCGACACCCCCGUGUCCCAAGUGCACCUCAAGAUGCUUCAGCUCCUGGAGCAGCUGAGCAAGCUGAAGCCUUGCAUGGACUGGGAGAACAGGUGCUCCCAGGUGGCUGUGUGCUGCCGGAGAGUCCUGUUGUGCCCUCCUGCGGAGACAGAGCUGCAGCCUCUGCAGACAUCAUGUGAGGAAGCUCUGGGCCAGCUUGUGUCAGCCCUUCUCAAAGCAGAAGGGACCUCCAGCGCCUUCGCGGCCAUGGUCUCUAUCUUGCUGUGCCACCUCACGUCAGCGAAAGCAUGGGAGCGAGAGAGGGCCCUGCAGGUCUGCGCCCAGCUGCUGGGCACUUACGAAGAGCUCUUCAAGUGUUCGAGGGAACUCACCUGCUCGCAGUUCGGCUCCUUGGUCGGCGUGCUGGGGCCUCUGCUGAGCGACUCCCAGGCCACGUCCCGGCAGAGAGCAGGGGCCUGCCUCAGCUGCCUUCUCCGGAUCCAAGCCAGUCAAGAGACACUGUCGCAACGCAUGAAGGGAGUGGACGGGGCGCUCUGUGGCCCUACACGAUCACCGUUCCCGCUAAGAACUCAGUUGGAAGCGAGCUCCUGCCCCCUCCUCAGUGAGCAGCGUCUGCGCUGAGGAAUUUGCGGGGAGGUUUGCUCCCUCCCAGAGACGCUGGUGCCCGGUGCAGGAGCUGGGGACGCAGCGGCUGGGAGCAGAGGCCUGCGGCUGCUGGGACCCCACAGCCCCAAAACAGCUCCAGGGGAAGGAGGGCUCGGUGCGGCCCGGGAUGUGUCAGCCACGGAGCCGGGCUGGUGGCAUCCUGCCACGGGAGGGUUGGGAGGGCCCCGGCCUUUGCUCCCCACC
Molecule: messenger RNA, 3797 nt
Organism: Cygnus olor (mute swan)
Lineage: Eukaryota; Metazoa; Chordata; Aves; Anseriformes; Anatidae
Product: maestro heat-like repeat-containing protein family member 2B
Exons: 28
Coding region: 510-3569 (1019 amino acids)
Cellular component (GO): cytoplasm
Source: RefSeq, a predicted model, not a curated record